Molecule: messenger RNA, 534 nt
Organism: Penicillium atrosanguineum
Lineage: Eukaryota; Fungi; Ascomycota; Eurotiomycetes; Eurotiales; Aspergillaceae
Exons: 2
Coding region: 1-534 (177 amino acids)
Source: RefSeq, a predicted model, not a curated record
AUGGCAUCCCCAACGCGCGAAACCAGUCCUUCAUUCAUCCAGCAACGCGACAUGUUAUUCACUCAGCUCAACGAGCAAAGCGUCAUUCUCAAAAAAUCCCCAGAACAAUACCUCGUCAUCGCCGACGCCCUGGAUGAUCUCGCGCAGAAAAUCGCCUCCUUCAAGCUCGACGCACACUCGCCUCUCUGCUUCAGUGCGAAGUACGAUGCCCUCGCCACUACACUGCUAUGCCACAGCGACGUGUUAAAGUCUCACCCAAGUCGACAUGUCGAGAUCGCUGCGUCUAUCGAUCUGAUGCAAUUGCGACUCGGUCGACUUACCAUGAAGCUUGAUAGGGAUAAUGACUUUGCGCUGAAGAUGGAUGCGCUGGCGAGUCGGAUGGAGACUUCGUGGAUGCCGAGUGAUGGGAUGGAUGGGAUGGAGUUAGCCAUUAAGGAGCAUUUGCAUCGGGUUUGGUGGGAGCUGAAUCUCAAGGUUCCAGGCUGUGAAUGUGGGAAUGGUGAGAAGGAUGAGAAGAGGGCUCUUGAUUGGUGA